AUGGGGACGGCCGUCCUCUUUGGCCGUUUCUGUCUGCACCGUGGUGGAAGUUCGACCCAACUAUUGUCCCGCUUUGCUUCGCCGUCGCGAUUACGCUUUGCCUGUCCGCCAUCAUGGCCGCGAAGACAAUUCAGUGGAGGUGGCUAUUCGGGGUAUUCGAAAAGAGCCCCUGUGGCCAGGACAGUGCUACUGGCUGCCUUGACUCCAGGUGCCUUCCUGGAGCUGGCGGAGGAAGGGGACUCGGGUGACAAAACCGGGGAGUUACAUAUGCUGGAGGCAUCGCGUGCAGAAGUUCGGACUGGCGUCUCGAAGGAUGCGCGGGGGCUGAAGAGACUCCGUGAGCAGCUUUUUGUUCUGUGGUAUUGUUAUAUCUACGAUCCGAUCGCGACCGGGUUUCGAUUCGUGCACUUGGUGUUCAUCUUUAUGCCGGUCAUUCUCACAUUCCCGGUGGUUUGGUUUGGGAAACGACUGGAGGACCGCAGUGGAGAACGGGCAGGGACAUUAUGGUGGUUCCAAUUCUUGGUCCGGGCAAUGGAGCGUGCUGGUCCGGCGUUUAUCAAGCUUGGACAAUGGGCGGCUUCUCGAACCGAUAUCUUCCCUCCGGAAUUAUGCAGCAUUAUGUCCUCUCUCCAUUCCAACGCCCCAGCACAUCCGUUACACGCGACAAAGAAGACUAUAAGCAAAGCUUUCAAUGGGAUGCCGUUCGAGGAUAUCUUCGAAGACUUCCAGGAGGAACCCCUCGGUGUAGGCGCAAUUGCGCAAGUGUACAAGGCGAGACUGAAGCGGAGCUUGGCUUCUGAGGAUAAGGACAUCUCUCAGGAGCCCGAGAGCCUGCGAGGUAAGGUCCGAAAGAAUGUCGAUGUGCUGGUGAAGAGCUCGCCCAAACGGGUUCCAUCGUCAUAUGUGGCUAUUAAGGUGCUUCAUCCAAAGGUUGAACGGGUCAUCCGGAGGGAUUUGAGGAUCAUGUCUUUCUUCGCGUCCUUGAUCAAUGCCAUCCCUACAAUGAAUUGGUUAUCGUUGCCGGACGAAGUCGGACAGUUCGGAGAGAUGAUGAAGUUACAAUUGGAUCUUCGGAUUGAGGCGUCCAACCUCGCUAUCUUCCGUGAGAAGUUCAAGUCACGCACCACUGCUUGGUUCCCAUUCCCAUACUUGGAUUACAGUACCCGGGAGGUGCUGGUGGAGGAGUUUGCGCAGGGAAUUCCACUUUCAACCUUCAUGGAGCUCGGUGGAGGUGUCUAUCAGCAGGAGAUAGCAAGUGAAGGUCUAGAUGCGUUUCUGCACAUGCUGCUGAUCGACAACUUUAUUCACGCGGAUUUGCACCCGGGCAACAUUAUGGUACGGUUCUACCAACCAAGUGAGCUAGAUCUUUCGCUGCGAAAGAGCACCCGGGCAUCAGAAGCCCCGACAAAGGCUGAGGUCGAUGUAACGGAAAGCGUGCUUAAACGUCUAAAGCCGCAUCUAAAGGAUGCACAAGACUUUGAGAACGCACUCAACCAGCUAAAUGCCGAGGGAUACCGUCCACAAUUAAUCUUCAUCGACACCGGCCUAGUGACACAGCUCAAUGAAUCUAACAGGAGGAAUUUCCUCGAUCUCUUCCGCGCAGUCGCAGAGUUUGAUGGAUACAGAGCAGGCCAGCUAAUGGUUGAACGAUGCCGGCAGCCAGAUGCAGUGAUUGAUCCCGAUGUCUUUGCGUUGAGAAUGCAGCAUUUGAUUCUGAGCAUCAAGUCCCGGACGUUCGCGCUGGGGAACAUUAAAAUCGGUGAUAUCCUCAGCGAGGUUCUGUUCAUGGUGCGGGCCCACCACGUCCGACUCGAGGGUGAUUUUGUGAAUGUCGUUAUCUCAAUACUUCUUCUUGAAGGUAUCGGGCGUAGUCUCGAUCCGGAUCUGGACCUUUUCAAGCGUGCACUUCCUCUCCUACGUGAACUUGGAUCCGGUGCUUCAUUCAUGCAAUCCGUACGCUCGGGCGACACUUCUAUGCUGCGCGUUUGGGUUGGCCUUGAGGCACGUACGUUGCUCCAGGCCAGCAUUGAAAGCGUCGAGAACUGCGUCAAGUAUGAUUUGUUGUCGCCGAAUAUCUAG
Aspergillus chevalieri is the source of this 2079-nucleotide messenger RNA. RefSeq names its product ABC1 kinase family protein. Bases 1 to 2079 code for a protein of 692 amino acids. NCBI's taxonomy places the organism in Eukaryota, Fungi, Ascomycota, Eurotiomycetes, Eurotiales, Aspergillaceae. The transcript is spliced from 3 exons. The record is from RefSeq and is a predicted model, not a curated record. Gene Ontology annotation, cellular component: mitochondrion.